Purpureocillium takamizusanense is the source of this 921-nucleotide messenger RNA. RefSeq lists its product as uncharacterized. Bases 27 to 821 code for a protein of 264 amino acids. The record is from RefSeq and is a predicted model, not a curated record. The transcript has 2 exons. NCBI's taxonomy places the organism in Eukaryota, Fungi, Ascomycota, Sordariomycetes, Hypocreales, Ophiocordycipitaceae.
CACGCCGCGUGCUCUUCAGCCCAUCAAUGGACAAACCCACAAUAUUGAUCGUGCCAGGCGGCUUCACGUUGCCCGAACUGUACGACAACGUCGUCGCCCAUGUCACCCGCGAGGGUUUCUCGAUCGAGGCGCUCCGCCUGCCCAGCGUCGGCUACAAGACUGACACUCCGGGCACCAUGCAAGACGACGCCGCCUUCAUCGCCUCGGAGGUCUCAAGGCACGCAGAGGCUGGCAGGAAGAUCGUGCUCGUCGCCCACUCGUACGGCGGCAUACCCGCGACGGAGAGCACCAGGGGACUCAGCACGGCCGACAGGCAGCGGCAGGGCAAGCCGGGUGGUCUGGUGAGGCUGGCCUACAUUUCGUGCAUCAUUCUGCCCGUCGGGGAGUCCGACGCCAGCGUCAUCAUGCCCGAUAACAUGAUGCCUCGGGCAUCGCCAUUCGAGAUUCGGCUCGAUGAGGAUGGGUGGUUGCAUCAGGUGGACGCCUCGGCAGCGGCUGCCAACAUCUUCAACGAUCUGCCCACCAAGCAAGAGGCCGAAAGGUGGGCCAACAUGAGCACCCGUCAUUCGGGCUCGACGUUUCCUGCCACUCUGAGCCACGCCGGGUUCAAAGACGUGCCCGUGUCAUAUCUGCUGUGCACCAAAGACCUCGCGCAGGAGCCCGACCUCCAGAGGGCAAGCGUUGCCAUGAUGGAAAAGCAAAUGGGCGGUGGCAGGAUCGCCGUGAGGGAAAUCGAGUCUGGGCAUGCGCCGAAUGCAACUCGACCCAGGGAGGUGGCCGAUUGGAUUGUUGCCAUGGCAAGGCUGUCGCUGGCAGCGUAAUAAAUGCAGAUUGGGUCAAACUUUGUUGCUGGCGUUGCGUCUGGUGAUGCCGCGUCGCUAUGCGCAUCCCUUUGUUAUCAUUUCCAUCAGGGAAGCAGGC